Messenger RNA from Hyposmocoma kahamanoa, 1976 nucleotides. Its product is annotated as gamma-aminobutyric acid receptor subunit beta-like. The record is from RefSeq and is a predicted model, not a curated record. Gene Ontology annotation, biological process: signal transduction; chloride transmembrane transport; chemical synaptic transmission. Gene Ontology annotation, cellular component: membrane; synapse; neuron projection. Bases 170 to 1639 code for a protein of 489 amino acids. The transcript is spliced from 10 exons. Gene Ontology annotation, molecular function: extracellular ligand-gated monoatomic ion channel activity; neurotransmitter receptor activity; GABA-A receptor activity. Lineage: Eukaryota; Metazoa; Arthropoda; Insecta; Lepidoptera; Cosmopterigidae.
GCCCGGGUCACGCCUGGCAAUCGAUAGCGGCGCGGCGGCGGCGAAGCAGUCGCUGAACGAGCACAAGGCGCGUUGGCAGGGGCCAGGCAGUCCGCCGCGCGACGUCGGCGGCGUGCGAGCGCGGCUGACAUAAGAACGCGAGCGACUCCAUGCGACCACCGCUCGUGCCAUGAGCGGCGCCCGCCCCCGCAGCGCGCCGCUGCUUUUGGCGCUUGCAGCUGCCUUUCUACCACAAGCCAACCAUGUCGCGGGUGCCGGUGGGGGUGGCAUGUUCGGCGAUGUCAAUAUAUCCGCUAUUUUGGAUUCCUUUAGUAUAAGUUACGACAAAAGAGUAAGGCCAAACUAUGGAGGUCCGCCAGUGGAGGUGGGCGUCACCAUGUAUGUGCUCUCUAUCAGCUCCGUCUCCGAAGUGCUCAUGGAUUUCACGUUGGAUUUUUACUUCAGACAGUUUUGGACGGAUCCGCGACUAGCGUACAAAAAAAGGCCAGGCGUUGAAACAUUGUCAGUUGGUUCCGAGUUCAUUAAGAACAUAUGGGUGCCAGAUACGUUCUUUGUUAAUGAGAAGCAAUCUUAUUUCCACAUAGCCACCACUAGCAACGAAUUCAUACGUAUCCAUUAUUCAGGCUCAAUUACUAGAAGUAUCAGAUUAACAAUCACAGCAUCAUGUCCCAUGAACCUGCAAUACUUUCCAAUGGACCGGCAGUUGUGCCACAUAGAGAUCGAGAGUUUCGGCUACACCAUGAGGGACAUCCGAUACAAGUGGAACGAGGGCCCUAACUCUGUGGGCGUGUCGAGUGAGGUGUCGCUGCCGCAGUUCAAGGUGCUCGGUCAUCGCCAGCGAGCUAUGGAGAUAUCUCUUACCACAGGAAACUAUUCAAGACUGGCAUGUGAAAUACAAUUUGUCCGCUCCAUGGGGUACUAUCUCAUUCAGAUCUACAUUCCUUCUGGUCUGAUUGUAAUCAUAUCCUGGGUGUCGUUUUGGUUGAAUCGGAAUGCAACACCGGCUAGAGUAGCCUUGGGUGUCACCACCGUGUUGACCAUGACCACGCUUAUGUCGUCCACGAACGCUGCUCUGCCGAAGAUCUCAUACGUCAAAUCUAUCGACGUCUAUCUCGGCACCUGCUUCGUAAUGGUCUUCGCCAGUCUAUUAGAAUACGCGACUGUGGGGUAUAUGGCUAAACGAAUACAGAUGAGAAAGCAAAGAUUUGUGGCUAUUCAGAAAAUUGCGUCCGAAAAGAAAUUGCCACCAGUCGACUGCCCAGUAGGAGAUCCGCACACUCUGUCAAAAAUGGGAACUCUAGGGAGAUGUCCGCCGGGAAGGCCUUCGGUAAGCUGUUCGGAGGUGAGAUUUAAAGUCCACGACCCUAAAGCACAUUCGAAAGGCGGCACGUUAGAAAAUACUAUAAAUGGAGGACGAAGUGGAGGCGACGACGAGAACCCAGGACCACCUCCCCACAUACUUCAUCCUGGCAAGGACAUCAGCAAACUACUGGGCAUGACGCCGUCGGAUAUAGACAAGUAUUCGCGCAUCGUAUUCCCGGUGUGUUUCGUAUGCUUUAACCUGAUGUACUGGAUCAUAUACCUUCACGUAUCCGACGUCGUGGCUGACGAUUUGGUUCUUCUGGAAGAAGAUAAAUAGAGGGCGCUGAUUAAAAUCCACUUAUUUUUCCACCCAAUAUACCUCGAUAAUAAUUUGAAACAAAACAAGUCAUCCAAUUAAAGUAAGCAAAUUAACCAAAACUUGCUAUUGUGUAAAUGUCGAACGAUGUAGGAAUCGGUAGCGUCACGGUAAUUUGUAGAUUUUAUGACUAGCUAAUUAUUUCCAAAAAAGAAUUUGUAGAUAUAACAUAACGCCUAGGUGUUAACUUUAUACAUAUACUAAAAAUAUCGUAUGAAAAUGUAAAUAUAUUAGUAACAUGAAAAAUACGAAUAAUUAGGAAAGUAUAAACCUAAGAUAAAUUCUUCUUGGAGUCUGA